AUGGCUGCUGAUACGGAGACGUCCAGACGCAGCAAUGAGGUUGACCGGGAGAGUAUCCUUCACCCGUCACACAUCAAUUACCAAAAUUUCCACGAUAAUAAUACGGAAAUUGACCCUGCUAUGGCAGCCGGGAAGUUCCUGUUCCACCUGUAUAGAAGACGACCAAUCCUAACCAUAAUAGUAUUGGAAGAAGGUGACAUUGUCUCCGGGAUUCGAAAGUACGAGGUUUCAGCGUGGGCCAACAUAUGGGCAAGUAUUCGAGCACCUGGAAAAUUGAUGCCACGGCUCUUCAUGGAAGGCCACACCAUCAGUGUCGAAAAUGGCGCGGAAAGAGUAUGCGGGGAGUUGAGGGCCAUGUCUGAGAUUUACAAUACAAUGCCUGCCAUCGGACCAAAGCCGCGCGGUUAUGGAGAAUGCCACAAUAAUAGGGGCACCCACUUCCUUGUAUGCGACUUUCUAGACGUCACCCAUGGCCUACCAAAUCCCGAACGACUCAGUAGGACACUGGCAGAGUUACACCAUAAGAGCCUCUCUCCCAAUGGGCAGUUUGGAUUUUAUUGUACAACAUUCGAUGGAGAGCAGCCAUUGACCACUUCCUGGGACAGCAGCUAG
This is a messenger RNA of Xylaria bambusicola, 612 nucleotides long. RefSeq lists its product as uncharacterized. Lineage: Eukaryota; Fungi; Ascomycota; Sordariomycetes; Xylariales; Xylariaceae. The transcript has 3 exons. The record is from RefSeq and is a predicted model, not a curated record. The coding region runs from base 1 to 612 and encodes 203 amino acids.